Messenger RNA from Ostrea edulis (European flat oyster), 1020 nucleotides. RefSeq names its product neuronal acetylcholine receptor subunit beta-3-like. Gene Ontology annotation, molecular function: extracellular ligand-gated monoatomic ion channel activity; transmembrane signaling receptor activity. Bases 1 to 1020 code for a protein of 339 amino acids. The transcript has a single exon. The record is from RefSeq and is a predicted model, not a curated record. Gene Ontology annotation, biological process: monoatomic ion transmembrane transport. NCBI's taxonomy places the organism in Eukaryota, Metazoa, Mollusca, Bivalvia, Ostreida, Ostreidae. Gene Ontology annotation, cellular component: membrane.
AUGGUCGGAAACUUAUCAACAGCGCUGAGAGUACUUCCAAAUUCAGGCUACAUUAAGUGGACACCAAAGAUUAACCCGAGCACAAAGUGCACAUACGAUGCCAAAUUCUUUCCAUUUGACAUACAAACAUGUGUUGUAAAACUUGUGCCAUGGGGUUUUCAAAACACAGAGAUAAUUCUGACUACUUCCUCCUCAGCUAUAGAUCUCAGUCAUUAUGACGAACAGACGCACUCUCAGUGGAGUGUAAUGACCACCAGCAUCUCGAACAAGACAAUUUCGAACCAAUCUUUCCUGGAGUUUUCAAUAGUCCUUCAUCGAGAACCUAGUUUUUUCAUUUGGUACACUAUUAUACCCGUAUGUGCUGUGACUUUGCUUAUGUACUUUUCUUUUUUGAUGCCAAACUCAAAGAUGACACAGGGUCUAAGAAUGACAUUUCUGAAAGCUCGAAUAAAAAAUGUGAAAAAGACUAGAAAGGAUAUUUUAUCUCCUCCUGUCAUUGCAACUCGCAGUCGCUACAUUGCAGUAGCAUUCCUGUUCUUUGCCUUCAUAUUCAAACUAAAUUUUUAUCUUAUUCCACAUGUAUCGAACCCGAUCCCACUGAUUUGUUAUUUCCUUAUAAUUUCUUUGGUAGCCGUCGGUUUGGCCGCCAUAAUUUCUGUACUCGUGAUGAGACUCGACUUCAAACCAAAACGACAAGAAGUUCCUGAAAGACUGAAGACCAUCAUUGCUUUUAUCCUGCUUCGUUACUGGUAUCCUAAAGAAAAGGAAAGAAGAGAAGAAAGGGAACUGCAGGGCAGACAACCAGUACAGACCGCAGGCGAGAAACGGCCUUUAACUGCCGAAAGCACUGGUGAGGGGGAGGAGGAGGUGAAAAUAGAUUACAUGAAACCAAAGGAGGGAAUAACCUACCACACGGUUACCACCACUCUCAACUCUUGUUUUUUCAUGCUGUUUUUCGCGGUGUCUCUGACUUUCACCGUUCUCAUUAUCCUAACUGUUUCCGUUGGGAAGGACUCAUGA